CUGCUAUUCUUCGUAACUUUGCUUUUCAUCGUUGAAGCUUGCUGUGCCAAGGAUCUGGAUCAUAGUCUAUAACUCUCUUAGAAACUUCACUUUUGUGUGCAGCUAUUACUCGGCUUGUCUGACAAACGCUUUAUUGUUUGCUCCAAAAAAGUCACCGGGAAUUACCCAAGCGUCAAGAAAAGGAGAAGACGUGUGUGUCUAUACCAAAAAACGGUACAGAAACAGUCGGGAUAGCAGCUUAAUUUUAACAUAUUUGAAAGGAAUCUGCUGCGAUAAUGGUAACGAUGGAGAAUCAUGAAGAAAUAAUGCAAAUCUUGGACCGUUUUACGCGCCUCAAGCAAAAAGACAUUCCAAAGGAAUUGGAUGACUACCUUGGAUAUGUCGCUAAAACGGGCGACACGGUUUUCAAGUGGGCCUCACUCAAAUAUUUGUUCCGUGAGAAACUUUUGAAUGUUAUAAAGAAUUUCUACGACACUACACCAAGAAUUGAUGAAAUUCCCCAAUAUCCAAAUGUUGAUCCUUUCAAUUAUGAAAGCAUGAAAUCAUCUUUACUUGAACGUCUUGAACUAUUUAAUGCUGCCCCUUUCACCAUACAACGUUUGUGUGAGUUACUUAUUGAUCCCCGGAAGCAAUACAGCAGGAUUGACAAAUUUAUGCGAGCACUGGAAAAAAAUAUCCUUGUAGUCAGUACCGUGGAACCAGGUCGUAAGAGAACCGAGUCAGAAAAUGGAGACUCUCUUGAUUCAGUUGUUAAUGGCGAUCUUUCGUUGGACGUCAAUGUAGACAUUGAAAUGGAAUCGGAGGGGCUUUUCAAUAGUUCUGAAACAACCAAUGGAAAUGGCACAGCCACUAAAGCAGAAGUAGAGGCAGCCAAAGAAGAAACAAAACAGGAGGGCGGAGAAAAGAGUGUGUCCAAGAAUACACAUGCUAACGAUGACGACAAUUUGCCUAAUCCGAAGAAAGCCAAACUUGAUUUGCCUGACGAUUCGAAAAAUAUAGAUGAAGAAGUCAAGAAAUCAGAAACAAUGACAAAAGAACAAGUAGAAGCAAAGAAAAUGGAAUGCGAAGAAGUUGUAGAAAAAUCCAAAGAAGAAAAGGAUGGGGACAUACCCAAUGAAGAGGUGAAAGUUAUAGAUGAAGCUAAAACAGCGACAGCAGAAAAUGACGAUCGUCCUAAAAUGAUGAAAAUAGACAAAGAAUCGAACGAAACAUUAGAAGAUAAAGUAGGACAAAACAAGACGGAAAUUGAAUCUAAAAAAGAAGAAGAAGAAAAUGAAGUGCAGCGAACUGAGGAGCAUAAACUUGAAAAGCCUACUGAGGAUUCGAUUAAUAAGGAAGAAGUCGAUGAUCAGCCUGAUGAAAAGGUUAGAUCACCAGAAACGGAAAAAACCAAAUCUGAAGAUAUAAACGAAAAACCAGUUGACAUUAAGGCUGAAGAAGAAGUUGACGCAAAGGCUGUCGAGCUAAAGGAGGCAUCACAGAAAAACGAAAAUAAAGAUCAAGUGGAUAACAAGGAAGAAAAAACAGUCGUUGAGAAACAGGAAACGGAAAAGAGAGAAAAGGAUCAGGUGGAGACAAAUACAACAGAAGUGUUACAAGCAGAAAAAGAUGCAGAGGUAAAGCCAGAAAAGCCGGGGGAGAGCAAAGAAAUCGAAGAAGCAGAUACUGCAAACAAAGACGAACCAAAGGAAGAGGAUACUAAGAAAAGUGAUGCUGAAGGCAAUGAAAAAAUUGAAAAUGUUUUGGCAGCGGAAAACAAAACAGAGUCGUUGGAGGAAAAAGCAACAGAAAAAGAGGGAAUAGAGGCAGAAAAAAAGACUGAACUUUCAAGCGAAAUCGAAAAAGUUGCUGAGCAAAACGAUGUCGCCGAAAAAGAAGCUACUUCUAAUAUCGUAUGCGACCAAGUAGCCACAAAUGAUCCCACAGAAGAGACUGCCAACACCACACCCGCUCCUACGAUUAAGCCCGUUCAAGUUGUAGAAACAGCCGACGAAACUGCAAAUGCAAGCAAUGUUGGGGUUUCCAUCCCCAAGGCACCUCCAACAUUGGCUCUAAACGACCAACCCAUGGAGGAGGAUGCUGCAACUGUCCAAGAAGUUGUUAUGACCGAUGCCCUUGCAAAACCCGAUGAGGAUCCAUCCGGAAUGGAAGUUGAUGACACCAGCCAAGAAGCUAUGGAUCAGUAAAAUUUUAAUAUCAUUUAACAUUCUUAUUUCAAAACAAAUACUACAAAAAAAAAACGCUAAAAGCGUUUUAUAAACAUUCGAAUGAAAAAGACUUCAAUGUGGAUCUAGCGACGCGCAUCUACAAUCUAAUCUAUAGUAUUUCCACAACAUAUUUCAUACAGACAAAGAUAAUUUAUCAUUAUAUAUAAUCAUUAAAUAUCGCAAAAUACAAAAAUAUGAGCUACUUGAUUGGGCACACUCCUAAAGUUAGUUUGAAAAAUUCACAAGAGGAGGUCAUCUUUCCAAAUUACAACAAGACAUUACUUAAAACGAAUCUUCGGAUGCAAGUUAUAUAUAAACAUUUUUAUAUUUUAUAGACUUCAUAGAUUUACAUAUAUGUUAUCCAAUCAUUCACAUUUAGUAUUAUUAUUAUUCUAUGUUCUAUGUUCGUCUAAUUUUAUUUUUACUGGUUCGUUUCGUCAAACGCUUUCGCGAUAAGUUAAAAGGGCAACUGGCAAACAUUACAUAGCGGAGGAUGUUUGUUUUAUACUGUCAGUCAUUAAAAAAUGUUCGACAAUAUAUAUAAAGAAAAAGAGAGACGGAAAGCGAAUGCUCAUUGAUUCUUGCUUUUGAAUUGUAUGUUUGUUUUUAUCUUGUUUUCAUGUCUCAUUUUUAAUACAUGAUAUAAAACGAUGAAUCUACACCAGUAAAUACAUGUAAUUGAUAUACGUACUAAAAAUAAAA
This is a messenger RNA of Stomoxys calcitrans (stable fly), 2909 nucleotides long. RefSeq names its product serine/threonine-protein phosphatase 4 regulatory subunit 2 (gene PPP4R2r). Gene Ontology annotation, biological process: protein dephosphorylation. Bases 276 to 2186 code for a protein of 636 amino acids. The transcript is spliced from 3 exons. Gene Ontology annotation, molecular function: protein phosphatase regulator activity. NCBI's taxonomy places the organism in Eukaryota, Metazoa, Arthropoda, Insecta, Diptera, Muscidae. The record is from RefSeq and is a predicted model, not a curated record. Gene Ontology annotation, cellular component: cytoplasm; protein phosphatase 4 complex; nucleus.